Molecule: messenger RNA, 2393 nt
Organism: Diospyros lotus (date-plum)
Lineage: Eukaryota; Viridiplantae; Streptophyta; Magnoliopsida; Ericales; Ebenaceae
Product: ascorbate transporter, chloroplastic
Exons: 11
Coding region: 258-2105 (615 amino acids)
Biological process (GO): transmembrane transport
Molecular function (GO): transmembrane transporter activity
Source: RefSeq, a predicted model, not a curated record
GCCCUUACCAUAUGAGAGACCGAUAUUCCACGUGUCAUGCUCUCCACCCUCCCUUCCCCGACGCCACUGGGAUUUUUCUUCCCGGCUUUUGAAAUCCCCGAAAAUAAAGACUUGGCGGAGAGCUUCCGAUUAUCCUCUCUGUCUCUGGAGAGCGAGCGAGGCUUUCUAGAGAGAGAAACAGCCAGGGAGGGAAGAAAUGGUGUAAUUAGGGUAAGUUAUAGCCUGGUCGAAUCGCAAUCGCCGGCGGCAAUCCAACAAUGGCGAUUGGCUCCCUUCUCUCCAACCGCUAUUUUGGUUCCUCCCUCGGUUCAGGAAAAGUAUUUCAAAAUGAACAACUGAGGGCACAAUACCAAGUAGAGUGGUCAGGCGUUGCUGGUCAACAGUAUGUUCAUACAAACAUGUUUAGUGAAAGUUUGUGUGUUCGUAUGGAAAGCCGGCCUUUACUUAGAUACUCAUAUAAUCCAGAUCUUAGUCUGAUUGGUUCUUCAAACUGUCGAUCUCUGAAAUUAAACGCAAUAUCCAACAAUGAAGGGAAGCAUGAUCUUUUGAUGCCCCAGCAACCUCACAAAAGGUUCCAGCAAAAUUAUAUUGGCCAAAGAGUUGCAGGAAGAUGUGCAUGCUGUCUUACUUCAGCUCCCUCUUGCUGCAAAUGGGUUCUACCAAGAAAGCUGGACAGGCUUGGGAUAAGUAACCGGAAACAACAAUUGUCAAAGCAUCUAAAGAUACAUAUGACCCGUGCUGACUAUAAAUCUGAAGAGUAUGACAUUACUGGAGCAAAUCUGGACUCAUUUGUGUCCCCAGAGGGGCCAAGUGAUGUUUUAAUGGAAGGCAUGGAGCAAAUAAAACCUUGGUGGAAGCAGUUCCCUAAGCGCUGGGUGAUUGUGUUGCUCUGUUUUGCUUCAUUUCUGUUAUGUAACAUGGACCGAGUGAACAUGAGCAUUGCAAUACUUCCAAUGUCCAAGCAGUUUAACUGGAACAGUGCAACUGUUGGUCUCAUUCAGUCCUCUUUCUUCUGGGGCUAUCUGCUCACUCAGAUUCUUGGAGGUAUCUGGGCAGAUAAAAUUGGCGGGAAAGUAGUGCUGGGUUUUGGAGUAGUCUGGUGGUCAAUUGCAACAGUUUUGACACCUAUUGCUGCCAGAGUUGGGCUUCCUUUCUUACUUAUCAUGCGUGCCUUUAUGGGGAUUGGUGAGGGUGUGGCUAUGCCUGCCAUGAAUAAUAUACUUUCUAAGUGGAUUCCUGUCUCAGAGAGAAGCAGAUCACUUGCUCUUGUAUACAGCGGCAUGUAUCUUGGUUCUGUUACAGGGUUGGGUUUGUCUCCCAUUUUAAUCCACAAUUUUGGCUGGCCGUCUGUAUUUUAUUCAUUCGGCUCCCUGGGUAGCAUCUGGUUUGCAUUAUGGCUGACUAAAGCAUAUAGCUCACCCAAAGAAGAUCCAGAGCUUAGUGAAGAAGAGAAAAGGCUCAUCUUGGACAACAGCAGUGCGAAGGAACCUGUAAAUGUCAUACCUUGGAAACUAAUUUUAUCAAAAGCACCUGUUUGGGCUCUCAUCAUCUCCCAUUUCUGCCAUAAUUGGGGAACCUUCAUUCUUCUCACCUGGAUGCCUACUUAUUAUAAUCAGGUGUUGAAGUUCAACCUCACUGAAUCUGGACUUUUAUGUGUAUUGCCAUGGUUAACCAUGGCUAUAUUUGCCAAUAUAGGAGGAUGGAUUGCCGACACACUUGUGAGCAGAGGCCUCUCCAUAACAACAGUUCGCAAGAUAAUGCAAUCAAUAGGGUUUUUGGGCCCCGCAUUUUUCCUUACACAGCUGAGCUCUGUAAGGACUCCUGCUUUAGCAGUGCUAUGCAUGGCGUGCAGUCAGGGAUCAGAUGCGUUUUCACAGUCUGGCCUUUACUCCAACCACCAAGAUAUUGGGCCUCGUUAUGCUGGAGUACUGUUGGGACUAUCUAACACAGCAGGAGUGCUUGCUGGUGUCUUUGGUACAGCUGCAACUGGCUAUAUUCUGCAAAAAGGCACUUGGGAUGAUGUUUUUAAGGUAGCUGUUGCAUUGUAUAUUAUUGGCACAUUAGUCUGGAACAUCUUUUCAACGGGAGAGAAGAUUCUAGACUAAGUUUAAUCAAGAAAGAAAGGGAGGAGAGAUGCAGCCUACAUAGCCAGAAGAGAUGAUAUAUACAUACAGUUAAAAAGCAUGCAUGGGAUGGGAAGAAUGUUGAGAACCCGCGUGGCAUGUUGCCGCUUUCAUACUUCUCUUACUAAAUUGUGAGGCCCUUAAUCUCCAGCUCCUGACAAUUUUGUGAGUUGGCGCCAGAAACCUUUUUUAAGGGCUGUCACUCUUGUGUUUUUAAUUCUAAAUUUAUAAAAAAAUAAAAAUAAAAAUCGGUAACUUACACCUCCCUAA